CUCUCUAAACAGGGAAACAGAGUAACGCUUACAGUAUUUUCUAAUUUGCCGACAGAGACGAACGGAAAACGUCGCAUUACGCCCGUUUUCGCAGUUCGAACCCCAUAUAGAACAGUCAUGUCGAACAAACAACUUGUUUAUGAAGGAUUUACACUGCCAAGAUUGAAAGUCAAGGAAAUUCUUGCGAGUAAUGCGAGAGAAGAUAUUGAACUCAAAAAUCUACAUAAAAAGCUAGACAAAGAGAAGGACGAAGUCGAGACUGACUUUUCCAAGACUCGCUCGCAGCUUCUUUCUCGGGCAAUGGAUCAUCAUAUGACACUGGAAAUUCAACCAUCUGAAUUGGAAAACAGUGCCGACAAUGGCUGGGAAACGACUUCGUUUUCUACCCUCAAUGAUUCUUCCAGCUCGCAAGAUGCAUUCGAGGUAAACUGUUACAGCCAUCCUUCUGAUUAUCAUUCGAACCCUAAGCAGACUUGGGCAGAGAAAAUCACACAUUUUGAACCAUCUUUGACUGCAAAGAACGAGCUUGUUACCUCUAAGUCGCAAACAAAGCAUAAGAUUAGCUUGGGUGGUAGAGCUAAUCCCCACGUGAAAAACUGGAACACCGCAAGGAGCGAACGUUUCGAACAAUCAUUGGUCGCUAAUCAGGCAGAUGCAUUAGAAACACAAACCAAGCGCAAGACAAGUGGGGCAGGGAAAAUUCAGCUUAACACGGAAAAGUGUAGCGGGUUUAACUUAACUGACUCCAAACAAUGUGUCGUUACGAAAACUAGCCAGCUAGAUGGAGCGAAGUUCAAACACAACGACAAGAUAAGCCGUACAAGGAGAGGUCAUGUUUAUACUGAAAACUGGGACACAGGCCUGAAUCAGCUGAGGAAGUCUGUCUCAGAAGAAAGUGUUUGCUCAGAGCCAAGAGCAAGUCCGCCACUGGAUGUUUCACAUUCCAGAGAACGAAGGCACACAGUUGCUGGGAGAUCUAAUAGUGUCUCCAAUAAGAGCUCUGUGUUCACGAAAGAGACUUUGCAGAAACAACGCUUGUCGACUCCCAAACAUGUGGUCACAAGACGCCAUACUGUCUGUUGUAGGCCAAAAAGAUAUGGUCUUAGUUCUUCUGUUAAGGAGAAUACCUCGCAACAGAAACCUUUGGCGGAUCUGCUCCCUCCAAUAAAAUUGCCCCCUGUUUAUCUCCAAGAGAAAAAGGACAAAAAUCAAGGCAAGAAAACAAACAAUAACGUCGUAAACACAAGUGAGAAACUUGGUGGUAGAUCAUAUGAUGAUACUAUUCGGGAUCUUAAACAUUGCCGUUAUUUGCGAAUAAAAACAAGUGACGACGACGAAUAUGCCAGUUGGUAA
Porites evermanni is the source of this 1353-nucleotide messenger RNA. The record is from the annotation of a GenBank genome assembly. Lineage: Eukaryota; Metazoa; Cnidaria; Anthozoa; Scleractinia; Poritidae.